Molecule: messenger RNA, 7554 nt
Organism: Parasteatoda tepidariorum (common house spider)
Lineage: Eukaryota; Metazoa; Arthropoda; Arachnida; Araneae; Theridiidae
Gene: cert
Product: ceramide transfer protein
Biological process (GO): ER to Golgi ceramide transport
Molecular function (GO): lipid binding
Source: RefSeq, a predicted model, not a curated record
UUGUCUUUAUUAAAAUUAUGUCUCACGUGAUUGGGUGUGUUUUGCCAGAAAUAAGCCACCAAUGUUUACAGUUUCAGGUAGUGAUUUCUCAAAUAAGAUGAAAUUGAAUUAAAAUGACUAAUACAGCAUGAAAAAGUUUGUAUUGCUACUGCGCCAAUGUAACAUGCCUGAUAUCACGUUUUUCCAUCAUAUAUUCUGUGCAAUACAUUUUAAAAACUGAUUUUUUUCAUUCUCGUAUUACAAAACUUCUAGAUAAAUGCAAACCAUGACUGAUGACCAUAGUGUCAAUUUAAGUGAAGAUGAAGAUGAAAUUGAUAACAAUUUUGCACAGCCUGAAUUACACGGGACCCUUAAUAAGUGGACAAAUUAUAUUCAUGGUUGGCAAGAUCGUUAUAUUGUGUUGAAAGAUGGAACUUUAGCUUAUUAUAAAUCUGAAGAUGAUACAGCUUAUGGCUGCAGAGGUGCCAUAAGUAUAUUCAAAGCAAUUAUUAAACCUCAUGAGUUUGAUGAAUGUCGUUUUGAUGUUAGUGUCCAUGACUGUGUUUGGUAUUUAAGAGCUGAAACACCAGAGGAACGAAAUCGAUGGGUUGAAACAUUAGAAGCGUAUAAGGGUGAUUCUGCAUAUGGUAGUGAAAAUAGUCUUCGAAGACAUGGCUCGGCUGUAUCUGUUGGAUCCACGAGUCUUUCCAAUGCGAGUAUAUCUUCUUUCAAAAAGGCUCGUGGUUUAAGAGUAAAACUUGCUGAGAUGGAAACAUUCAAAGAUAUAUUGUGUCGUCAAGUGGAUACCUUACAAAGUUACUUUGAUGUCUGUGCAGAAAUGUUGACUUCUGAUGAAAAUCAUAAAGAUAAUGAUGUUCAUAUGGAUGAUAUUGAUGAUGAUUAUGAUGAAAAUAUUGCCCUAGGAAGUGAUCAAAAGAAUAGUGAUUCACCUACACAUCGUUUUAAAGGACAUCCACCUAUAAUUACCAAAGAAUUGCUAGUUCAACAUGGUAAGCAUGCUGUAGAUUUCAAAGGAGAGGCAAUUACUUUCAAAGCAACAACAAGUGGCAUUUUAAAUACGCUAUCUCAUUGCAUUGAACUUCUUUCACAAAGAGAAGAAAAUUGGAAAAGAAGAUUGGAAAAGGAAGGUGAAAAGCGGAGAAAAAUUGAAGAUGCAUAUAAACAAGCUCUUGCAGAAAUCAAAUCCAUGAGACCUAUUGUUGUUGGUGGUCCUGAUUAUGAGGAAGGUCCUCAUUCCAUGAUAAAUGAAGAUGAAUUUUUUGAUGCAGUUGACGCUGCUUUAGACAAAAGUGAGCAGAUAGAAGAAGAUAGGAGACUGGUAAGAAAUUACAGCAAAGACGAAAGUAAUGUUAUGUCUACACCAUCAGUAGUCUCUCCUGCCAGUCAACAUCCCUUGUGGCCACAUAUAAAUGCCAUCACUUUAGAGCAGCUGAAAUAUGCCAAAAUGGGUCUUGGUGAAGGAGGAUGGCAACUCUUUGCAGAGGAUGGAGAGAUGAGAAUGUAUCGUAGAGAAGUUGAAGAAAGUGGAAUUGUGUGUGAUCCACUGAAAGCAGUUCACACUGUUAAGGGCGUUACUGGUCAUGAGAUGUGUCAUUAUUUCUUUGCUCCUGAUUAUAGAUUUGAUUGGGAAACAACUGUAGAAAAUAUGAAAGUUGCAGAAGAAAUUGAUCCGAACACUCUAAUUUUCCAUCAAAUUCACAAAAGAGUAUGGCCAGCCACACAGCGAGAUGCUCUUUUCUGGUCCCAUAUGCGUCAAGUGCCCAAUGAUGAAGACAAAGAUGCCCAUGACAUAUGGAUAGUUUGCAAUAAUUCCUGUGAACAUGAAAGCUGUCCGGUUGGGAAAUGUGUACGUUUGGUUAUGACUGUGUGCCUCGUCUGUCAAACAUUUGUUGAUCCACCUGCUGCAAACAAAGAAAUCUCUAGGGAGAAUUUGACCUGCCGAAUCACAUACUGUUCUAGCAUUAACCCUGGAGGUUGGGCUCCAGCUUCUGUUUUGAGAGCUGUCUACAAGAGGGAGUAUCCCAAGUUCCUAAAGCGUUUCACCCAAUAUGUGAAAGACCAAACUGAAAAGAAACCUAUUAUGUUCUAAUAAAACUUAUUCAAAUUUUUCUGUGUGCCUGAACAUAAAAUAUUUAAAAGCAUUAAUUCCUUUUUUUUUUUUUCCUUUUUUUUUUCCUCUUCUAAGAAACUUACUACUGGAAGUUUCAUCCAUACCUUAAUACUUUAACCUUACUUAAACUAUUAUCUAUUGGUUGCGGAACUAUUUUAUUGUGAUCUCUUGUAAAUAGUUUGCACGGGUAAUAAGAAGAAAAAAGAGAGCUAUUUCAUCUGUUUGCAAUUUUUUAAUGUGUACAGGAGAAUUAAUUGGGGAAACUUGUUUUGCUACUCAGCCUAUGCAAGAAAUAUAUACAAUGGAGAAUUUAUUAUCUAGAAUUAACAACAAAAUAAAUUGCCUUUUUAGCAUUAUACUAAAAAGAUUUUUCUAACAAAAGUACAUAAUUUGGGUUCAUAUAUUGCUUUUGUGAAAUCUUUUCAGUUUAUUUGCACGUCUUCUAUUAUUAAAAAAUACAAAUAUAUCUCAGUUGAAGAACUUAUAUUCUUGUAUGUUUGUCUGACUUUUUGCUGCACUGAUUCAUUAAUAUUUAUUCGCCUCUGAAGGAUAAAAAUCACAUAUUGCUUUAGAUUCCUUGUAAUGGUAUUUGAUCGUUAUUAAAGUUUUGUAUUUUAUUAGGAAAAAAACUUUGUGACUUUUGAUGGUAAAAUACAACGAGUUAUAAUAUGCAAAUGAGUUAUACUAUGCAAAUGAGUUAUACUGUGCAAAUGAGUUGUACUAUACAAAAUAGUUGUUCUAUGCAAAUAAGUUAUGCUAUGCAAAUGACUUAUACUAUACCAAUGAGUUCAACUAUGCAAAUGAGUUGCAUUAUACAAAUGAGUUAAACUAUGCAAAUUAGUUAUACUAUGCAAAUGAAAAUACUGAACAAAGUCAUGGUUAAAGAAAAGAAUUGAGAAAAUUACUCAAUUAAUUUAUUAUUUUCACACUUCUUUGCUUUAACUAAGAUUUUGUUUAGCUUUGUUUAUAUUCUGUCCUAUUUAGGCUGGUUUUAAUAGAAAACUAUAUAUUUUGGUUAUCUGGUGCUAUCUUUAUCAAAUAUAUAUUUUCCAAGAUCAGUAGUAUCUUGUAAAGGACCAUCUAUUUAAAACUUAAAAAUUGCAAUAAGUUUUUAGCACUCCAAGUUUUGCCAAUAAAGACUUUUUUUAUACAUAUUACUCACCUAUUGCAUCAUUAAUUUUUGUGCAAUCAAUUAUGUGUAUUAAAACUACUGUAUUAUUAAAAUCCUUUUGCAAAUAAAACUAUACAUAUUUUCAAAAGCAGGUAUUCACAAAUGAUGUCACAGCUUGAGUGAGAGGAUUUUCAUGAAACUGUGAGAAGGGAAAGUUUGUUAAUAGUGUGACAAUGCACAUUUUUAAUUUUUUCAUCUUACGUUUAUUUUUUAAAGUUAAGGAACAUUGAUUUCACUGGGUCUUCUUAUUUUCAUUUGUAUUGAAAAGUAUCAAUGCUAAUUAAGGUUUAUAUUAGAUCCUAAUUUAGAAUUUAGUUUAGUAAUAAAAUUAAGGAUGUGAUGUCGGAAAAAGUGUGGCAUCAUUUAUGAACCAUAUGUAAUUUGUGAAAGAUUAAAUUAAAACAUUUUUUCUUGCAGUUGACUGUUACGGUGUGCAAUAUAGCAAUAACGCAUGCCUAUAAACAAUUGAUUAUAUCAAUCGUUUCUGUGUUUUUCUUUUUGAUCCUAACCAUAUCUAUUUGUUUCAACAGCAAGAAGAAGAAAAAUUUUAAUCUUAUAGCACCAGAUUCAAUCCAAAUAAUAAUUGUUACAAAUAUACUGUAUUGAUUUUAGAUGUCUGUAAAACAGAUUUAAUGCUGUAUAUAGUUCACUAGUGAGAUUUGCAGUGUACUCUCAAUUUUCUAAUGGCUGGUAAAGAUAAUUUGAUUGUAAUGGUUGAUGUACAGGCUGUUCCAUUAUUUAAAGUUUACCUGCUGAAUCAUUUUCAAUCCAGAGGGCUCUUUAUUUAGAAAAUGACUGACUCAUUUACACUAAUUAACAGGUUGGAUUUCAACAAAUCUUAUGAAGUUGAGUGUUACAACAAAAAAAAAAGAUGAAUCUUUUCUUGCAGGGGUAUUUAAAUUUCUGCGUUUUACUUUAUUGCUAAUUGUUUCAAUGUUUUCUUAUUGAAAACUCCGUUUUUUUUAUUUUGUCUGAACAACAAAAUAUGUAUAUUUCUCAUUACAUAAGUUGACUUUGACACUGCACAACUAUUGACUGAGUGCCUCAAAUAGCUUCAACUACUGUUUGCAAGGAGGACCUUUUUCACUUUAUGGAAGUAGCCUUACUUUUGUGAUAAAUUAUACAAUAUAGUCAGGUUACUGAUAUCGUUCAGCCUUUAUUUUACAGUUAUACAGUUUGUAUGUAAAGGAAAUGGUUAAGAAUAUUUUAAAAUUAUAGUAUCCAUAACAUUGUGUUCAUUUUCAUUUUUUUAUAGUGAAAAUGGUUUCAAACUGUUAUUAAAUGCAGACAGUUUGUGCUAUGUUGUGAAAAUAUUUGUUGAUUUUUUUUCAUGCUAAUUAAUAAAAAAAAUUAAAAAAUCAUUAGUACUGUAGUAAAAGAACUCAUUAUUUUCUUAUAUUUGUUUAAUCAUAGUAUAUUUUUUAAUUAAAGCAUGAUUACUUUACACUCAGGUAAUUGAGAGUAUACUGUAUAGUGCACUUAUAGAGUAAUAACUUUUUGAAUAAAGAAAAACUAAUAUUUGAGUUGUGUUUGUGUAGAGCUGGGGGGAAAAUAAGAUGUUGUAACUGCGACGAUUUUGACAGUAUAUAUUUAUAAAUAAAAACUAUGUAUAAAUUGUAAAUAUGCAAUGUUGUAACCUAAUUGUUUUGUAUGCAUUUGCUUAUUUCAAUAUUCUUUUUAAUUCCUCUUCAAAUAAACCUUUAAUUCUUAUCUUAGCAAAGAAGUUUCAACAAUAUAGUAUUUUAAAUAAAAAGAUAAUAAUUUUUAAGUAUUUUAACACACAGUUAUUGUUAAAUUUCGUACUUGUACACAUUACGAAAAUCUUUUUCCUUUUCUUUUUAUUCUCUUUCUUUUUCACUUGAUCGUAUUUGUGAAAGUAUGUAUCUGUACUUACUGUGUUAUACUUGUAAGUACUGUUUAACUCUUUAACUGUCUGUCAUGAACUGUGUUGGGAAUUGCUACCUCGUGCAGUUAACUGGUUUUACUGGUGCAGUUAACUGGUUUUCAAAGAGGAAACAAUGCGUUUUGUAUAAGUUUUCAAAAAAACCAGGACAGUUAAAGGGUAGUAUUGGUGAAGCCGCCCUUAAAAGCAAAGUACUAUUUUAAUGUUUUAAUAAUAGAAAAAUUUUAUUCAUAAAACUCCAUGUUUUUAUAUGUAUUUUUAUAUGCUAGUUACAGUCAUAAAGCAGCGAAUCCUCAUAAACUUGAGAGUCAGCAAUCUUUCUUAAUUAGCAAUUAUACUAUACUUAAAAUGAGUUGUUAUGGUUAACUAUUAAAUAUCUGAUAACUUUUAUUGUAAUAAGUAAAAACUUACACAUUUAAAAACAUCAUUGAUUAACUAAACACGGAGAGAUGAAUACUUCUCAUGUUUUCAUAGCUGGAGUUUACUAUUGUAUAUCAACAACCGUAGACCAGCAUUUUAAACUAAAGUUAUGCAAUUUGCUUAAAAUAAAUCAAUUGUGAGUCUGGUAUAGGCUAUUACCAUAGAUAUGCAGUUAUCUAUGGUGACUAUUUGCAGUCAAUAUUUAUAAAAUGCAGUAUGUUAAUGAUUUCAGAUUUGUAAUUUAUUUUAUUGAAAGUAUUAACUAGAACAAAAUGUUUCGGAAUGGAAAUGUGUGUUCUGAAUUUUUCCUUAUUUAAAGUUCAAUUUAAGCUACUAUUUGUAAGAAGUUGAAACUAUCAUAAAAGUAUUUUUACAUUUUCAGGAUUGUGUUAUCAUUUUUUUAAAUUUUGGUUUAAUAUGCUUGUGUUUAUAUUUUAUUUGUAAGCUGUUGAAAGUUUUGAAAAAUAUUCAAAAUCAAAGUAUUCUGAAAGUUUUUGACUGAAACAUUUUGCAUUCUUUUUGUAAGUUUUAUUUAUUUUUCAAUUUCUUUACUGUUCAUUUUUUUUUUCAAUUAUUAGCUGCUACUAAUAUGCUAUUUUAAAAUUUUAUACUGCUGGUCAUUGCUCCAGAAUUCAGUAUCCUUUAUAAAGAAAUUGCUUUCUGGUGAAUUUGGGACUGGGGAAAUGUUUUGGGGACUUAAAAUAAAUGGACUUUUUAAUGUUAUGGUAGUAACUUUGAGCUUUCUUUUUAAAAUUUGUAAAAUUUUGUAAAUCUGUACAGUUGUGUUUUGCAGUAAUACCAAUACUCAUUUUAAUUUUUUUUCCUUGUUUAUAAGUUAUGUAUAUUUGUUUUAUAUUUGUAUAUCAAAGUAAAACUCUUAUUUUUUUACUUUAUUUUUAUUGAAAUCUGAUAUAUUUAUUACUUUUAUGAAAUAUUGAUGGUAGUCUACCAAAUAAAGAAAGAAUCUGUAAUGUAAUAUAUUUCAAAAAGUUUUCAGUUACUUUAUGUAAUUUCUGUUUUGAGAAAGAUGUUGUCUAGAGGAGGUUUUAUAAUCACUCUUAAUAUAUAUUUUUAUAACCCUUGUCUAAAAAUAAAUAUGCACAUUUGGAGUCUUGAAUUAGUGCUUAAGGAGAGCAAAAAAACUUUGAUGAAAAAAUACCCUAAUCAAAUCUGUCAGAAGCGAAAAAUUAAGAAAAUAGUCAUUUACCUGUUCUCCUUACAUUAAUUUUUCAUCUGAUAGUUUUGCUUGUUCUGAUUCUGAUUAUACUCUUGGAAAUAGAAUAGACAUCUCAAGGUUACGCAAUUUCCCUAUUCUCUACACUUUUCCCCUCUCCAUUUUCAUGGUUUCUGCAAAUCUUGUUUUGUUUUUUCCAUGGCAAUACAAUUUAGUAAGAAGUUGGAAUGUACUUCAAUAGAAAAAGCUCAAGAUUUGCCAAAACCAUGGAAACAGAAAGGAGAUAGUGGGGAAAUCAUGUAAUCUUGAAACACCUAAAGUGAAGAUAAGAUCUGAAGGACAAGCAAAAUGGUUUUGUUUGUUCUUCAUUAUGUUCAUCUUUCCUUCAUUUUGAUUGACCUCAAUACUGAAAUGUUCAAAUUUUUUUUCAAUUAAAUAUUAAUUUGCAACCCUUAUUAUGCAAAUAUAAAUUCAAGGUGGUGAUAACAAAGCAUCCUAUAAUUGCCACUAAGCUGAGAAUUAGUCAAAAUUUUUAAAAAAUGGUUUGUUAAGUAUACGUUAUGUUUUAUUCAUCAUAAUCAUAAAACCUUGUCAUUUCUUUUUGUAGAAAUUAUAUAAUUUUGAGAAGAAAAAAAUAAUAACAAUAAUUUUGCAAUGUGGAAACAAUAAACUGUUUUUGAUAUCUGUUUUCACAGAAAUGCUUUACUGCAAAAUACUAUGUGUUUGAGAGAAGGCUAUGACUUUGUUGCCACAGAAUAAAUAGUUGAAUACUGUUA